UCACCGUCGGCUCGGCGCCCUCCUCCUCCAGGCCGGAGCGGCGGCGCACGCUGGAGACGGACGAGGCGGCGCUCUCGGCCGAGGCGCUCGAACGGUUCCGCAACAUCCUGCAGCUGCCUGACCUGAGCCUGCUGGAGGGCCACGUGCUGCUGCGACAGCUGGCGCCCGGCCAGGUCAUCAUGACUGAGGGCUCUUACGAGGUGGGGGACGGCGGUCUGGUGCUGGUGCUGUCGGGCGCGCUACAGGUGUGUCAGCGGCGGCCCGACAAACCCUCCGAGGAGGUGCUCAUGUACCUAGGCGCACGCGGGCCAGCUGGUCGGCGCGCUGGCCACGCUCUCCGGCGAGGCGAGCUUCUUCUCAGUCCGCGCCAAGUCAUCGGCGCUCGUGGCGCAGCUCAGCCAGCAGACCUUCUACAACAUCAUGCUGGAGGUGCCGCACGUGGUGCUGCACGUGGCCAACACUGUCAUCCGUCGGCUGUCGCCGUUCGUGCGGCAGAUCGACUUCUCGCUCGACUGGACCUACAUCGAGGCCGGCAAGGCCAUCUACAGGCAGGGCGAGGCGAGCGACAGCACGUACAUCAUGCUGAGCGGUCGGCUCCGCUCCGUCAUCACGCACCGCGACGGCCGGAAGGAGCUGCUCGGCGAGUACGCCCGCGGCGAUCUGGUCGGCAUCGUGGAGACGCUGACGCAGACGGAGCGCAGCUCCACCGUCAUGGCCAUCCGCGACACCGAGGUGGCCAAGCUGUCGGACGGCCUGCUCAACUUCAUCAAGCUCAAGUACCCGAUCGUGGUGUCGCGCCUGAUCGAGCUGCUCGGCCACCGCAUCCUGGGCUCGUGGAAGCGCAGCGGCUCGCCGCUGGGCGGCGCCAGCGCCCUCAGCCAGGUGGUCGAGCAGCGGCCCAGCCAGACCAACUUCAACACGGUGGCGCUGCUGGCCGUGUCCGAGGACGUGCCGCUCGUGUCCUUCUCGUUCGAGCUGCUACACAGCCUGCUGGGCAUCGGUCGCGCCACCCUGCUGACCUCGGAGCUGAUCCGCAAGACGCUUGGUCCGGGCAUCCUGGAGCCGAGCAACGACCACCGGCUGAUCGCCUGGCUGGCCCAGCAGGAGGACCAGCACCAGGUGACGCUGUACCUGUGCGACGCCGAGCUGACGCCGUGGACGCAGCGCUGUAUCCGGCAGGCGGACUGUAUUUUGAUCGUGGCCCUGGCCGAGCGGGGGCCCUCCGUCGGCAAGAUCGAGAAGCAGCUGGAGACGCUAGCGGUGCGCACGCAGAAGGAGUUGAUCUUGCUGCACCGUGAGGGGGCGCCGCUGCCGCGCCACACGGCCCGCUGGCUCAACAUGCGCUCCUGGUGCUCCUCCCACCACCAUAUCCAGGCGCCCAAGCGGCUCUUCGCCAAGAAGAGCCUCACCAAGAUCCGCGAGUCGUACCGCAAGAUCCUGGAGACGGAGCCCAACCGGCACUCGGACGUCUCCCGGUUGGCGCGUCUGCUUACCGGCACCUCCGUCGGUCUGGUGCUGGGCGGCGGCGGCGCGCGCGGCGCUGCCCACGUCGGCAUGAUCAAGGCCAUUCUGGAGGCCGGUAUCCCGGUGGACAUCGUGGGCGGCGUCAGCAUCGGCGCCUUCAUGGGCGCCCUCUACUGUCGGGAGAAGGACCUGGUGAUCUGCACACAGAAGGCGCGCAGCUGGAGCAUGAAAAUGACCCAGCUGUGGCGCCAGGUGUGGGAUCUGACCUACCCAGUCACCUCGUGGUUCUCGGGGCGCGCCUUCAACGCGCUGAUCCAGGAGGCGCUGGGCGAGUGUCAGAUCGAGGACCUCUGGCUGCCGUACUUCACGCUCACCACUGACAUCACGGACAGCUCGAUGCGGGUGCACACGCACGGCACGCUGUGGCGGUACGUGCGCGCCAGUAUGAGCAUAGCCGGCGUGCUGCCGCCCGUCUGCGACCCCAGCGACGACCACCUGCUCGUCGACGGAUGCUAUGUGAAUAACGUGCCAGCGGACGUGAUGCGCUCGCAGAUGGGCGCGCACAUGGUGCUGGCCGUGGACGUGGGCUCGCAGGACGACGCCAGCCUCACCAACUACGGCGACCACCUGUCCGGCUGGUGGCUGCUCUGGAAGCGCUGGAACCCGUUCGCCGAGACGGUCAGGGUACCCAGUCUGCCCGACAUCCAGUCCAGGCUGGCGUACGUCUCGUGCGUGCGCCAACUGGAAGAGGUCAAGAGCAGCGACUACUGCGAGUACAUCCGGCCGCCCAUCGACCGCUACCGCACGCUGCAGUUCGGCAGCUUCGACGAGAUCAAGGACGUCGGCUUCUUCCACGGCAGCACCUACUUCGCCGGCAUGCAGAAGGCGGGAACGUUGCAGUCGCUGGCGAACCCGAAGAGCACGCCGGCUGCCAAGGAGGCGCCGGCCGUGCAGCGGCGCGUGUCGCAGGAGGCGGCGCACUCGCACAAGUUCACCGACCUCGCCCAGAUGGUGUGCAGGGUGCGCGUGCCGCGCCACUCCCUGUACGACAGCCUCGACUCGGACGAGGAUGAGGACGAGGACGAGUACGGGCUGGAAGGCGGCGCGGCCACAGAGCAGGGCUACCACUCGGAGCCGCCGGUGCCCCGCGGACGACCCCAGGUGCACGACUCCAAGGGCUACUUCUCGGAGGUGUCCGACAUCGAGGUGUCGGAGGGACCCGACACGGCCGACUUGUCGGACGAGCUCACCUCGUAGGGGUGCCCGGGCGGUCGACAGCAGUAUCAAUGCAAGGAGCAGGGACCCGGCGUGCCGCCCGCCCCUGCUGGGCUGGACGAGCGCGAACCGGGUCCCUGCCCACCCUAGCGCAGGGAGAGCCGUGUGCUCUGGCUUAGCCGCGGCCUGUUUGCCGCUUGGUGGACGUAUCUUUCGAACGGGAGUGGCGGCGAUGUACUCCGGAGUGUCGCGGCUCGGCAGGGUGUGCUUACGUGAGCUGCUGUGCAGAGCUUGAGUGCCUUAGGUGUGUUGCUUUGCCGUAGUGUUGUGGAAAGAGCCGAGAAGCGCUCUGAUAGCGGAGAUUAUCCAACGCGACGUCAUAUAUUUUGUAGAUCUCACAGCAGGGCCGUCAGAUAUCUGUCAAAGAUGGUGCGUCUUACCACGGCCAAAGAUCUGCGAGAUGUUACACAACGUAAUGGGCUGUUGUCUUUCCAUGUAGUUUGUGCAACCAAAAGGCAGUGGUGCUAGUGCUUGGGGGCACUGCCGUGUGCGCCUGUUCGACGAAGCAGGACAGCAUUGCUCAGCGGGGCGUGAUGUAUCAUGUGAUUGUACUCGCGUCCAAAUACAGGAGUAUAUGUGGGUCA
Pollicipes pollicipes is the source of this 3323-nucleotide messenger RNA. RefSeq names its product neuropathy target esterase sws. The record is from RefSeq and is a predicted model, not a curated record. The transcript has 17 exons. Gene Ontology annotation, biological process: phosphatidylcholine metabolic process. Lineage: Eukaryota; Metazoa; Arthropoda; Thecostraca; Pollicipedomorpha; Pollicipedidae. Gene Ontology annotation, cellular component: endoplasmic reticulum. Gene Ontology annotation, molecular function: phosphatidylcholine lysophospholipase A1 activity. Bases 421 to 2721 code for a protein of 766 amino acids.